Messenger RNA from Brienomyrus brachyistius, 2372 nucleotides. RefSeq names its product ranBP-type and C3HC4-type zinc finger-containing protein 1-like. The transcript has 9 exons. NCBI's taxonomy places the organism in Eukaryota, Metazoa, Chordata, Actinopteri, Osteoglossiformes, Mormyridae. Bases 196 to 1545 code for a protein of 449 amino acids. Gene Ontology annotation, molecular function: ubiquitin-protein transferase activity; ubiquitin binding. Gene Ontology annotation, biological process: protein linear polyubiquitination; proteasome-mediated ubiquitin-dependent protein catabolic process; positive regulation of canonical NF-kappaB signal transduction. Gene Ontology annotation, cellular component: LUBAC complex. The record is from RefSeq and is a predicted model, not a curated record.
GGCGUUUCCUGUGAGGCGCCGUCAGGUCGUACGCACUUCCUGUUUUUCUGCGUCUGCCGCUUCUGCACUGACGGCAGGGAAAGGGUAUGAAACUGUGUUUACCGGCGCAUCGACAGCCGAGCUACGUUGACGGAGGUCCCCAGUGGAGUGACAGCGCAGCUGAGGGUGAAGUCCCCCGCCUGCAGAGCCAGCGACAUGGCGCUGAGCUCGGGUGGGUGGACGCGCAAUCCCCCUCCGGCCCAGAGCCCGUCGGUACUGGCGUCCGCGUCUGCCUACUCACAGCCCGGCUGCAGCACCGUGCUAAUGUCUGUGAAGGUGUCGGUGUGUCACUCGGGGAUCCGCCCGCUCUGCCUUCCCGGUGCUGGAGACGAGUCUCUGCGCCUGCAGCUGAGCAUGGACCCCGGACGAGCGGGGCAGUUCCGCCUGGCGCUGAAGGGCGCUGGAGGCGCGGGUCGCAGCGCGUCCGUUGCAGAGUUCGAUUUGUGCUCAGUGCGAUACGAGGUCAAGUCCCCUUGCUGCCAUGAGCUGCACUUGGUCACUCCCCCCAAUGAUCGUAUCAGCUUCACCUUCCGGUGUGAGCGGGAGGCUCAGGAGUGGGCCACAGUGGUGAUGUCAUCGCUGAGGGAAGCACAUAGAGUAGCAAACAGUGCCCCCUUGCCACCCGAUGAAGGACUGCCACAGCAGCAGCCUGACCAACAUCGAGCCCUCCUUUCCGUGCCCCGCAUUGAGGAACUGUGUGAGGGACUGUUGCGGGCCAUUGAGAUGGGGGACUCUGAAGCCGCUUCGCAGUGCGCAAUAAACUUGGCUCGCCACAAGGUGGCGCUUAAGAUCCAGCCCGCCGAAAAGACCUACUCAAACACAGAGAUCAGUUUGGCCGUCGGGGUGGAGGACGCCACCUCGUCUUGUUGUGUCACGGUGAAGGUCUUCCCACAUAUGACCAUUGCGUCGCUCAAGCAGCAGGUGUUCCUGGAGUACGGGUUUCACCCGCGGGUGCAGCGCUGGGUGAUCGGGCAGUGCCUGUGUACAGAGCCCCGCUCCCUGGCAUCAUACGGCAUACAGAAAGACGGUGACACUGCGUUCCUCUACCUCCUGUCGGCGCGGCAGGGACGACUCACCCGCCAGAUGUGUCAGCAGGACCAGGAAAGUGCUCUGCUCACGCCAGCUCCACCUGGCAACGGGCCUGCCAGUCACGACUGGAGGGGCUACAGUACGCUGCCCUCCAGGCUGUCUCACGGGGGCGCAGGCAGUGCGGGGGGCGGGGCACAGAGGCUGGCGGCUGGAGAGUUCCAAGAUCAUCUCAGCCUGGACAUGCUGCAUUUGAAUGAAUCUUUGAGUUCCAGAACCAGUUCACAGGAAGGAUGGUCCUGUCCUUCCUGCACUUUCAUCAACAGACCCACCCGGCCUGGCUGUGAGAUUUGCAGUGCGGAUCGGCCCGCAAGCUACGCAGUACCUGGAGGUCGCCGGCCCGACCCGUUAGAAUUGCGCCGCGUGCAGCAGGAGGAGGCAGUGGUACAUCAGUACCAGCGGGUAAAGCCUGCGCCCUGAGACCACAAGACGUGAGGAGGCAGGAGGUCCAGGACAGAAGAGCUCGCUGCUGCUGUACAGUUUGAACCAAGCCCAUGUCCGGGACUACUGACACACACACACACACACACACACACACACUGACACUCAGUGACUCAGCUGGAUUGUUGCAUGUCUAUACCUCACCAGCUGUAAAACAGUACCCAACAAACGCUGGUAUGCAGUACCAGCAUGUGCACACACAGGUGUUUGGAUGAACUUUGACUCUCAUUGUCAAUGCCCACUUGUAAGCCCUUUUGUAUGGAGCCCUUGGCAGAUCUGUAUAGCCGAAAGGGCAUGGAAAUGCACGUCAAUCGCAGAUGCACAGCACAAAAUUAAGUGCUUGGACCUUGUAUAUUUCACAGUUUAAUGAUCAGGGAGUGGUUUCUGAAGACGUUGAAUGUUUUACUUGUGUUCGCCUGAUUUUUUUUUUAUUUUUUGUUUAUAAUUGUCAUUUUAAAACUGUGAAAAGAUAUUAUGCUGAGAAGCAGAUAUUAUGUCCUGAGUGGGUGGGUGUGAAUAUUCAGAGGAGGUAGUGGCCUAAUGGUUCGAAUCCCCCAAGCACUGCUCACCGGGCGCUGAAUUAGCUACCCAUGAUAUCACAUAUGGAUUAAAUGCAGAGGACACAUUUCGUUAUUGUGCUGUGUCAGCAAUGAUAUUCUGGUGCCAGAUUGCAUCACACCAGGACCAUUUAAUUCAUAUGCUUGUUCAUGAAGUAAACAGCCCCCAAAGCAUUGCAUACAUGUAUUUUAAAAUGUAAUUACAUUUUAUUUCAUAAAUCGACAGUGCUAAUAAAUAAAUUUAAUUGA